GGGCGGCCCGGUCACUCACUCGUCGCUAGAAUGGCGCUGUGCAUGGUUCGGAGAAUGUGUGCGCUUCGCGGGCUUGCUGGCGGCAUGAGCCGCCUCGGGGCAGCGAGGAUCACUGUCUCUAGGCCCAUGGCAUCUUCGGGUAUUCCUACUGAUGAAGAACAAUCAACUGGGCUUGAGCGGAAAACCUUGCAAGCUAUGAAGAAAGGAAUGGAUCCCUACAGCAUCUUCAAACCUAAAGAGUAUGCAGGCACCAAGGAGGAUCCCCAUAUUGUUCCGUCAAUCACUGAGAAGAGGCUUGUUGGUUGCAUUUGUGAAGAGGACAACACUGCAAUUGUUUGGUUCUGGCUUCAUUCGGGAAGUCCCAGCGUUGUCCAUCCUGUGGAUCUCACUAUAAACUUGAACAUCAUGAGCUUCCUCAUUAGCUCCUUAACAGUUGCUAUUGACUUUCUCCAGUAAUUUGCUUUAAAUUAACUGUCUUUAUCACUUGAAACAAAAUAAUAGAUUAUGUGCACUUUACAAAAUAAAUACUGAAUAAUGGUCUAUAA
Molecule: messenger RNA, 545 nt
Organism: Stegostoma tigrinum
Lineage: Eukaryota; Metazoa; Chordata; Chondrichthyes; Orectolobiformes; Stegostomatidae
Product: cytochrome c oxidase subunit 5B, mitochondrial
Biological process (GO): mitochondrial electron transport, cytochrome c to oxygen
Cellular component (GO): mitochondrial envelope
Source: RefSeq, a predicted model, not a curated record